AUGGAGCCUUCCAGUGAUGGAGAAACCACCACCCCCUCUGGGUACACAGCUUCUCAGGCCCAGGGGAACUGGAUGCUGGACGUUGUUAUGCUGAUGAGGAACACAGUCCCCUCGGGCCAGCGCUCUUGUGCAUUUCAGUACCACUGUCUUCUGCUCAACUGUACUUCGCAGCCUUCCGGCUUCCGGUAUACUGGCUUCCGGCUGACCUCUUUCACGAUGUAUCGAUGUAUCGUACAAGAUCUCGCUCUUCGGGCUUGGGCUUGGGGUUCCAGCGACAGGGCUAAAUGUAUCAAGAAGGUUGGGAUUGUGGGGAAAUACAGGACCCACUUUGGUGCCCCCCUCUGGAAAAUGGUGAGGAAAAUUGAAAUCAGCCAGCACACCAAGUACACUUGCUCCUUUUGUGGCAAGACCAAGAUGAAGAGACGAGCCAUUGGCAUCAGGCACUGUGGUUCCCGCAUGAAAACAGUGGCUGGUGGGACCUGGACCUACGAUACUACUUCUGCAGUCACAGUGAAGUCUGCCAUCAGAAGAUUGAAGCCCUACCAGUCUGAGACUUGCUUGGCCUGCAAUAAAUGGGCUAAUUUCAGAAGAAAAAAAAAGUACAAGAUUUCCUCAACCCUAGGAUCACCCUGUCUUAGUCAGGGUUUCUAUUCCUGCACAAACAUCAUGACCAAGAAGCAAGGUGGGGAGGAAAGGGUUUAUUCAGCUUACACUGCCACAUUGCUGUUUAUCACCAAAGGAAGUCAGGACUGGAACUCAAGCAGGGCAGGAAGCAGGAGCUGAUGCAGAGGCCAUGGAGGGAUGUUACUUACUGGCUGGCUUCCCCUGGCUUGCUCAGCUUGCUCUCUUAUAGAACCUAAGACCACCAGCCCAGGGACGGCACCACCC
This is a messenger RNA of Rattus norvegicus (Norway rat), 888 nucleotides long. The record is from RefSeq and is a predicted model, not a curated record. NCBI's taxonomy places the organism in Eukaryota, Metazoa, Chordata, Mammalia, Rodentia, Muridae.